Messenger RNA from Westerdykella ornata, 1531 nucleotides. Its product is annotated as TPR-like protein. The transcript has a single exon. Lineage: Eukaryota; Fungi; Ascomycota; Dothideomycetes; Pleosporales; Sporormiaceae. The coding region runs from base 56 to 1219 and encodes 387 amino acids. The record is from RefSeq and is a predicted model, not a curated record. Gene Ontology annotation, molecular function: protein binding. Gene Ontology annotation, biological process: cell division.
AGUACAUCAACUAGAGCUUUUUCCUCACUACAUAUCACGGCUCAUUAUUUAAGACAUGGCGAAAACAAAGCCUCAGGACCGUGCCUCGAAAUCGAAAAAGGGCGGCGCAAAUAGUGCCUCCGCGAACGGGAAACCGAAGAAACCCAAGGCCUCCGCCGAGUCCCUCCUCAUACAAGCCGCCACUUUCCUACAGACGUCACAACCCGAAGAGGCACUCGUACAUGCGAAGCGUGCGUUGGGACUGCUGCAGCCGACUUCCGAACCAACGUUGUCUGCGCUGCCAGCCUUGAACUUGAUUGGAGAGAUAUAUGUCGAACUAGGCGAUCCCGAGUCUGCACGAGAAGCAUUCAGUGCGGCAAUCGCGCUAGAUGGGGAUGGCAUCAACGAUGGCGCGGAGAAGUUCCUUUGGCUUGCGCAGCUGAACGAGGAGGGCGGUGCUGAGAGUGUGCGGUGGUUCGAGAAGGGCAUUGAGGUUUUGAAAAGGGAGACUGGAGAGUUGGAGAAUAAGCCCAAGAGGCCAGAGGUGGAGGAAGAAAUUUACGAGAAGAAGCAAAAGAUUGCAAAAGCUCUCUGUGGCAUAGCGGAAGUAUAUAUGACAGACCUGUCAUGGGAAGAGGAUGCGGAGGCGCGGUGUGAAGCGGCUGUCACAGAAGCUUUGCUGGUUGCGCCCAACAGCCCAGAGCCAUUGCAGACAUUGGCGUCGAUACGGUUAUCGCAGGAGAGGGUGGAGGAUGCCAGGGCAGCCCUGAGUAGAAGUAUGAGCUUAUGGAAGGAUCUUGAUGUCGACGAUCCCACGGUCCCCGACUUCCCCACGCGCAUUAGCUUGUCACGCCUUCUGAUGGAAGCCAAAAUGGAGGACGAAGCGAUAGAGGUCUUGGAGAGGCUCAUUGGAGAGAAUGAUAGCAGUGUCGAGGCAUGGUAUCUGGGCGGCUGGUGUCUGUUCCUGCUCGCAGAGAAGCAAAAGGAGGCAGGGAAAACAGAAACUGUGCGGCCGUUACUCCGGGCGAGUCGAGACUGGUUGGAAAACUGCUUAAAGACGUAUGCUAUGAUGGAGUACGAGGACGAGCGACUUAAAGAGCACUGCGAAGAACUACUAAAAGAUCUCAACGGUACUCUGGGGCCGUCAGCAGGUGAAGAGGAGGAAGAAUGGGAGGAUACGGAGGGUGAGCAAGAGGAGGAUGGCGAUGAGGAUAGUGACGCGGAGAUGGAGGGUACAUGAGAGAUGGUAUAGCCGCUUUCGUGUUGUUAUCGUUGGCAACCAUCUAGGUUCAAGACUCCCAUCCUGCGGCCUCUGGAUGCCUCCUUGGCUUGCCAUCCGUCGUCGGGCAUUGGUGCCCUGGUCAUUCGACGGCAGGAAGCACAGGGAGUUGAAGCCGCGUGCCCGUCGAAGGGGAAGUCCGACGUCCUGUCUCUGCGUUGGGCACUUUGAGAAGUUGGAUAAUCUACUCCAGACGCUCUGGAAAGCGUGUACCUGCUCUGCCACGGCAAUAUCGAACAUAGAAUCAAUCCAAGCGGGAGUCCAGAGAAAUGA